CCGAAUUUGAAUUGAUACCAGUAGUUUUUAGGGCAAAGCACGGUGGUGGGGUCGAUUACGCGAUUCCGUAAUCGGUUCUAACGACCGAAUCCUGGACGCCCCGAGCAGCACUUUCUGUUUUGUCCAAUCACAACCGGGCCUACGUAUCCUUUUUCAACGACUAAACUGUAACGUUGGGUUGCUUUCUUACCUGGAGCUUCAAGGAGCUCCUUCGUUACCGGUAACUAAUUGAUGGAAGCACAUUGAGCAGAAAUGGCAACAGUUGAUGUUGCUGCCGAAUACGGCGGCACUUUGCAAGGGAUACCGUCAGGUGCUCCACCGGCCAGGAGGAUGGGCCGGCACUCCAGCAUUGUGCUACAUGAAACCAAGCAGCUGUUGGACGGAUUGUAUGGGGACCACAGUCGCAGUCGAGCUCUUAUGGCGGAGCUUGAGGGGCUGCUCUCAUCGUCGCACGGGACGCAGGCAGUAAAACUUGAAACGACAACUAACGUAGCAAACGGUAACGCGACAUCCGCAUCGGUGGCGAACGCCCCUGCCGAAACCGCGCCUGCGCAGCCAAAAGAAAGGCUUGUUGAUGCUCCUUCGACAAGUGACGCUGCCCCUGCGAACCAGCCUAGCGCCCCAGCGAGCAGCACAGCAGCAGCGCCUACUCGAGAUGCUAAGGCAGCAGCCGCCGCCCAAAAUGAUAGCGAUGCCGCGCGUGUGGAGAUGGCUCCCAGACCGCCUGCGGCAGCGAGGAGGGCCGCUAACGGCAUGUCAUCAUCAUCAUUUCGACGGAAGUCCGACACCUACAUGCUAAUGCAGCAUCAUCACGCCCUGCAAGACUCGUCGUCCAUGGCUUCGCCCGACUUUGUUGUCGUGCCGCCCAUGUACGACGGGACUGGCACCGAGGAUGCCGACUACAACGCCUCAUCCCCCACCGCCCGGGCGCACACCCCGGCCGCCGCGCGCUCCCGCCGCUCCAGCACCCUCAUCCUGAACAGCCCCUCCCCCCUCAGCGGCACCAGCGCCAACACCCUGAGCCUCAGCGGCCCCAUCGCCCUGGCCUCCCCGCCCGCGGCACCCUCCUCCCCCGCUGCCGCCACCGCCACACCCGCCGGCCGCCCCUCCACAAGCGCGCUCACGCGCACCAGUUCCUUCGUGCGGCCCGGCACCCGCACCGGCCUCAUGCAGGUGGGCGGCAAGUCCUUCACGGAGGGAGCUGGGGCGGGGGCAGCAGGGGGUGCCGGCAGGAGCCCCAGUCGCUGCAUGUCGCGCCGCAACCGGAGCAGACUGGAACCCGCAGCGGCGGCAACAGCAGCAGCCAGCGGGCUGUCGUCGCCCUCGCAGCAGCUCAGCAGCGCGUUGGGUGGCGGCGGUGUUGGCGGCAUCGGCCUGGCUUCACGUUCCAGCGGUAACGGCAUGUCUGCUGAGGCAGCUGAGGCAGCUGCGGGUUGCGGCACCGCUGUCGGUGAUCCGUCCGGCUCCGCUGCUGCUGCUGCAGUAGGAGGAGCAGCAGCAGCUUCACCCACAGCAGUUGCGGUGGUGGGGCCCUCGCCACCGGUGCCGCCGCCGCAGCUGGGCCCGGACGGCGGCAGCUGCGAGCCAGCAGCUUCCAUGGUUGCACACCCGGGGGUGGCCUUCCUGUUGGGUGGGGACCCGCCGCACCCCGGAAUGGCCCGCCGCCCCUCACUGCGGGUCAUUCCAGGCGCCGCCAUCGCCUCCGCUGCGUCGCCGCUGGGCCCGCAGCUCACGCCGACGCCCCCGCCUCCGACGGUGUUGUCGCCCGCUGGUGCUGUCGGCAUGAGCAGCGGCGGGCAGCAGCGGUACGACUUGUUGAUGAUGACGGAGGGGCUGCAUGAGCCGGUGGAUGAGGGCGGCUGGCCGGGGCUGGGCAGCGGCGGGCUGGCGGGCGGCGGCAUGCGGCCGCUGAGCCAGGCGGGCUUGAGGAGCAGGAGCGGGCGCUUCAUGCGGAUGCUCAAGGGGGUGUUCCAGUCGCAGCCCGACAGCGCCGCCACCGCAGCCAGCAGCCCCAGCAGCCCGGGUGCCAGUCCAGGACCCGGCGGCAGCGGUGGGGGCGGCGGCCCUGAAGGCGACCUGGCCUGGGAGUGCAUGUCCCCGGGCGGCGGACCCGCUAUGGGCGCGCUGAGCGGCAUGGUGCUGGUGGCGCAGUCCUCCACCUCCUUCUCCAGCGGCAUAGCGGGCCGUCCCGCCACACGCCAGCAGCAUCACACCUCCGCGCCCUUCCCAGCGGCGGUCGCGGCAUCAGCCCUGGCGCAACGUAGCCUGGGGGCUGGCGGCGGAGGCGGCGGGUCCUUCAGUCGCCGGGGCAGCGCGCUGGGGUAUGUGGUGGGCGGUGGGGAUGCGCUGUCCGGGGCUCGGGCUUCCUCGGGUCCGGUGCCGCGGGUGCUUGUGC
This is a messenger RNA of Astrephomene gubernaculifera, 2395 nucleotides long. Lineage: Eukaryota; Viridiplantae; Chlorophyta; Chlorophyceae; Chlamydomonadales; Astrephomenaceae. The record is from the annotation of a GenBank genome assembly.